This is a messenger RNA of Lytechinus pictus (painted urchin), 578 nucleotides long. RefSeq lists its product as uncharacterized. The record is from RefSeq and is a predicted model, not a curated record. The coding region runs from base 108 to 578 and encodes 156 amino acids. The transcript has 3 exons. NCBI's taxonomy places the organism in Eukaryota, Metazoa, Echinodermata, Echinoidea, Temnopleuroida, Toxopneustidae.
AUCAUGAUCAUUAUUAAUCAAUACACCUUAGACGCAGUAUAACGAAAGGAGUCCAUCCAUCAUACUAAUUUCUUUAGGAAGCAUCAAAGUGGACAUACAGGAAAAUCAUGUGGAGAUGGAUGCAUCAGAUGCCCCCAUAUUUCCAUUGGAAUCUACAAAACCCACCACUGUCACAACAAGCAACGCCAAUGAUAACAUCAACGACAACGGCACAACCCUCAGCCCCUCCGACUCCUCUUCUACCACCGCAACCCCCACCUCCUCCCCCGCCACCGAUUCCUUUGAAAUUAGCAGCUGCAGAUGGAGGUGACUCGGAGGAGACGACUAGUAUCUUCCAGCGACUGGAAUUCAUCAUCUCGAUAUCUGUGAUCUCUGCCGUGAUCAUCAUCCUGGUCGUCAUCGCUGUUGUCCUUGCCAUCGUGGCACGGCGACGGAAGCUCGAGGCGGAGAGGCGCACCAAGAGACUGCAGAUGAAGCGAGCUUCGUCUGCCCAUCGUUCCUUUCACAUGACAUGCCUACACAAUGAUAUGUACAGAUUCAAACCAGAUCCUGAAGAAAUCAAAUCCAAUACAAUAUGA